AACACACAAAUAACUCAAUUAAUCAAUUCAUUCUGAUACACAGAAUGACCUCCAAAUGUCUUUCAGUCACAUCUUGUCAUAAUAAAAGAUGUCCUGUGUAAAUAGCUGUUCUUCCCCAGUGUACAGAUAGUGGUGAUCUCAUCCGAAACCUUGAGACUAUAGGGGUGUGGGGUGUGGUUGGUGAGAGCCAGAUACGAUCUUGGGAACACAAAGAUGCUGAUGAUGCAAAUGAAUCUCAAAGAGGCCGAAACAAUACCUGUUCCCAUUACUGAGUUUUCCCACAGGCUGUGCGCUCCUUCACUCGCCACAGUUCCAACAAACCGCUUCAUGUCAAGCUUAUCUUCCCCUUAGAGUGUCUCCCCCACGCUGGGCACCAUGAAGUACAGGACUCUGGUGAUGUACAUGGAGAUCGGCUCCUUCGUCUCAUGCCUCUCUGGGUGGAUUCUGGUGAGUUCUACUUUGGCUAUUGAGUACUGGACCUGGUCGGAGGUGGGUAGCGUUGUCCUCACCACCGGUAACUAUUACUCCAACCUAUGGAUGGACUGCGUCUCCGACACCACCGGUGUGUCAGACUGCAAGUACUACCCUUCUUUGCUGGCUCUUCCAGUGUUUCUGCAUGUUUGUCGGGCUCUGGCCAUUGUAUCAGUGAUCCUGGGAUUUUGGGGAGCUGUCCUCGCCUUCAUUGGGAUGAAAUGCACCAAGAUAGGUGGUUCAGAGCUGGCCAAUGCCAGGGUAACAUUUGCUGCUAGCAUCACCUACCUUGCCUCUGGGUUCUCUGGCUUGAUAGUAUAUUCCUGGUGGGGGAAUAAGGUGCGUUCCGAAUUUGUAGAUCCAAAUUUCAGAUCCCAGAAAUUUGAGAUUGGUGCAGCUGUGUUCAUUGGGUGGGGAGGAUCCUGUCUUAUCAUCGCCGCUGCUUCUGUCAUGUGUUAUUUCUCGGGACGAGAGGCCCUAUCUUUCAUUAGUGGGAAGAAACGUCCACCUAGGUCCUACGUCACCGCACGGACGCGGACACGGACACGGACAUACAUGCUUCCAGGGUCAUCCAGACAAGCACGCACUCUAGCAGCAUCUUCCAGACGGACACCUAAGCCCACACCCAUGCCUCCUCUGUGGUCUGGCAACGUCAGCCUCGCAAGCAAGAAAACGCGCAGCGUUCGGACCGCCCAACCACUCAGCAUGGACUCAUUUGUAUGAGUCUGAGUCUGGUCCACAUCAACAACCUGCGUCUGUACAGAAUGGCACA
Clupea harengus (Atlantic herring) is the source of this 1243-nucleotide messenger RNA. It is a transcript of the gene cldn10d, whose product is annotated as claudin 10d. The record is from RefSeq and is a predicted model, not a curated record. NCBI's taxonomy places the organism in Eukaryota, Metazoa, Chordata, Actinopteri, Clupeiformes, Clupeidae. The coding region runs from base 376 to 1194 and encodes 272 amino acids. Gene Ontology annotation, molecular function: structural molecule activity. Gene Ontology annotation, cellular component: membrane; bicellular tight junction. The transcript is spliced from 5 exons.